GAUUAUAGGUUAGGUUUUACUAAUAAUAGUUCUUUUUUGGUUAAUUUAUGCAAUUAUUUAAAUAAAGAAAGAUUAAAGUCAACUUCAGCAAUAUGUUUUCUCUCCGAUGGUCUACACUUCUAACAAAACAGUAUCUUUAUCCGUCUUACCUGUGCAGAUGUAACUCUAACAAAACUCGUCUUGACUUGAAAGAAAAGUUGAAAAAAGGGCCUGAUUUAAAAGAUUUUAUUCUAGCUUCCUCCGGAAUUAAGGAACCCACAGAUUUAGAUCCUCCAGAAAUACCUUACUUAUCAAAUAUUCAUAAAACAGAGACGAGAAAAGUUUUCUUCGAUGUAUAUGGUUGUCAGAUGAACCUUAACGAUACUGAAAUUGUGUGGUCUAUUUUGAAGAAGAGUGGAUUCCAGAAGACGGAGUUAGAGGAGGAAGCCGAUAUAUUCCUCGUUAUGACGUGCGCAAUUAGAGAAGGCGCUGAAAGCAAGAUUUGGCAUCGCUUAGAUCAUUUGCGUGGAUUCAAAAGGCGACGUGCGAUUUCGAAACAUAACAAAAAACCAGUAAAAAUCGGUAUAUUAGGCUGUAUGGCGGAGCGAUUGAAGGAGAAGUUAAUCGAAAAGGAAAAAGCUGUAGAUGUUGUGGCUGGACCUGACAGUUACCGAGACUUGCCAAGGCUACUGGCGCUGACGGAGAGUGGGCAGACAGCUGUCAAUGUAUUGCUUUCACUGGAUGAGACAUAUGCUGAUAUUAUGCCAGUCAGCUUGAACCAGAAUAAUGUCUCUGCAUUUGUUUCAAUAAUGCGUGGUUGCGACAACAUGUGUACUUACUGCAUAGUGCCAUUCACAAGAGGUCGAGAGAGAUCAAGACCAGUUACUUCUCUUCUAGAAGAAGUCAGACAUUUGUCGGGAAGAGGUGUGAAAGAGGUCACCUUGUUGGGGCAGAAUGUUAACAGUUAUAGAGAUAUUACUCAACAGUCUGAACCAGCGGCCACACAGUUAGCUAAAGGCUUCAAAACAGUAUACAAGAGUAAGAAAGGUGGCCUAAGAUUUGCAGAUCUAUUAGACAAGGUGUCUGCUAUUGAUCCCGAAAUGAGAAUAAGGUUCACUGCCGCACAUCCUAAAGAUUUCCCUGAUGAGGUAUUAGAUGUGAUAUCAGAGAGGCCUAACAUCUGCAAACUGCUGCACCUGCCUGCGCAGAGCGGCUCCAGCUCCGUGCUGGAGAGGAUGAGGCGAGGAUACACAAGGGAGGCCUAUUUGGAACUUGUAAAGACCGUUAAAGAGAAGAUACCAGGUGUUGGAUUAUCAACGGAUAUGAUAUGUGGCUUCUGCGGCGAGACGGAGUUAGAAUUUCAAGAAACAUUGUCAUUAAUGGAAAUAGUUGAUUAUAAUAUAGCAUUUUUAUUUCCAUAUAGUAUGCGAGAGAAAACCGCAGCAUAUCGUCGUUACAAAGACGAUGUACCGGAGGAAGUGAAGAAAGACCGUCAUAAUAGAAUGCUAGAAAUUUACAGAAGGAAAUGUCAGAUAUUAAACGAAGCUGAAAUUGGGAAAGUACAUCUAGUACUAGUUGAGGGUAGAUUGAAAAAAACUGGCCAAAUGAUGGGUAGAAAUGAAUUUUAUAUCAAAGUUGUUUUUGAUCAAACGGAUAUUUUAUCAGAAGAUGGCGGAAAACGAUUAGUAAAACCUGGAGAUUAUGUUGCGGUGAAAAUAACCUCGGCCAGGUCUUCUGUGAUGAGUGGAAUUCCUCUACAUCACACUACUAUACGAGACUUUUAUAAAGAAAUGAGUUGGAGUGAACGAAGUUCAAGACCAUAGAGUAAAACAAGUCAUUCAAUUUGACAGUUCAUUUAAGCACUAGAAGAAAAUUAGAUUUCUAAGAUUAUUCCCAAUCUUCAUCCCACGUGGGGACGGAUAAAAAUAAAAAGUUUCAUCCGUCCCACGUUUUGCGACGAGGGGACGGUUGGAACUUAUUUUAUUUCUUAACGGAUCCAUCUGUCACCUUAUUGGUGAUAGAGGGAGUAAAAGGUGGGACGGAUGAAUUAUUUUAUUCCCAUCUGUCCCCGUGGGGACAGAUUGGGGCGACGGUUGGGAAUAAUCCGAUUUCUAAAGUAAUUUUCAUGAAAUUGUAAUUAUAUACUUAUGUUUUAUAGUUAAGUUUAGUAUUAUUAAGCAAAAAUAAAUGUUUUU
Messenger RNA from Papilio polytes (common Mormon), 2174 nucleotides. Its product is annotated as CDK5 regulatory subunit-associated protein 1. Gene Ontology annotation, biological process: tRNA modification; negative regulation of cyclin-dependent protein serine/threonine kinase activity. The record is from RefSeq and is a predicted model, not a curated record. The transcript has 7 exons. Lineage: Eukaryota; Metazoa; Arthropoda; Insecta; Lepidoptera; Papilionidae. Gene Ontology annotation, cellular component: mitochondrion; cytosol. Bases 93 to 1802 code for a protein of 569 amino acids. Gene Ontology annotation, molecular function: tRNA-2-methylthio-N(6)-dimethylallyladenosine(37) synthase activity; 4 iron, 4 sulfur cluster binding.